GGUCGUGCGUAAAGACACAGUGUCUGGUAGCGACGGUGUAGCUGCAGGUUUCCUCCCCUCGCUUCAGUGUUUAGAGAGAUUACAGAGCUGCGAGUGAACCAAUCACUGUAGUCAGAGGAUUUCGAGGAAAUUCCCUCGAAGAUUUCAUCCAGAAAUGGACCAGAAGGACACGGAGAUGAACGAGAAAGGAGUUUCCUCCUCCACCAGCGGAGUUGUUGUCCAAGUUCGAGAGAAGAAGGGACCUUUACGGGCAGCGAUCCCAUACAUGCCUUUCCCUGUAGCUGUGAUCUGCCUGUUCCUCAACACGUUUGUACCUGGGCUAGGUACUUUCAUCUCAGCCUUCACAGUGCUGUGCGGUGCCAGGACAGAUCUGCCGGAUCGGCACGUGUGCUGCGUGUUCUGGCUGAACAUCGCCGCGGCCUUCAUCCAGAUCCUCACCGCCGUGGUCAUGGUGGGCUGGAUUAUGAGCAUAUUCUGGGGCAUGGACAUGGUCAUCCUCGCAAUCUCUGAAGGCUACAGGGAGCAGGCAGCUGCCCAGCAGCUCUGAGGAAUCUGCCUGCAUGAAGCCACGAGUGUGCACUUUUUAGCCGGUGCUGUCCGGCCAGCAUGGACAGGAGAGUUGAGGUUGCCUUCACAGGGACCGGGAGAAGGGCUAACUACAGUGAGCUUCUCAGCCUAAUUGGAAUUCCACACUGUGGGAAUAGCGGAUGUACAGUAUACCCGAAACGCUACAAAGUGCUCUGUGAAUAUUAACGGAAUACCGCUAAUGUGCCAACUGUCUGUAUGCUAAACUUAUCCGAUCCUGUCAGGGCUAACUUCUCAUUAAUCUGUCUUCUCCUCAACUUUACUGUACAUUAAAUGGAAUGUAGGACGUGGGCUACACACAAAUACAGUACAUACAAUCUGAAAUGGUUUAGGUGAGAGGUCUUCAGAUCUGGACCUUGAAUUUUACGGUCCUGUGUUUUGUAUUCGGUAGUAGUUAAUUGACCCUCACCUAAUUGGCCACCUGGUGUCCUACAGUGUAAAUAUUUUUUUAAAUAAUUGAGGUUUGAAUUGAUGUAAAAUAUUGAUUUUGUUCACCUAACCCAGUGGUUCUCAAACGGUGGUCCACCUCAGGGGUACGAUGAGAGUACAAUGGGAGUAUAUUACAAUUACAAAUUCUAACAUUAAAUAUUAAGUUAAAUAUUUCACUCUGGCCCCUGAGUGGCGCACGUUCAGGAAAAACUGUGCGUGUGAAUAAAAUAAGUGUCCUUUACUGUCUUAUUAAGGCCUUUGUGAUGCUUGUUAACCAUGUAUUUGAGCUAGUUUCACUAAACAGACACAGUUUGGUCACCGUUAUAGUGAGUUAUUUGAUUGUACUGCUGUGAUCAGCAAUUAGCCUCUGACAGGAACUCCAGAGUGACCCACACCUAUAAUGUAUUAGGACAGAAACAUCUCUAGCAUUAUUUAUUUAUGAAAUGUUUUUCAUUUUAAGGUAAACAUUAAUAAUUGUAUGUUGAAUACUGUCAGAAAAAGGUACAGUAUAGUCACACUUUUGUUCACCAAGAUACAAACAGUGUAAAUAUACCCACAAAGGUACAAUAUGACUUGUUACAAGUAUGAAAUGUCUUGGCUACAGAGUGGUCUUUAGACAGCAGGGAGCAGGGAGAACCAGUCAAAACUAAACAUUUUACUCUGCAUUAUUUUAUUCAAUGUUUUGAGUUAAAUUCCACUUCAGUUUCUUGUUACCACAUUUAAGGAGCUUUAUAAAGGAGAAUUUGCAUCAUAACAUUCAAUCGUUAUGAUGUAAACCAAGUUAUACAGAGUGGUUUGAUGUAAAACGGUCCAUUUUAGAGAAACUUACCAACUUAUUGUUCUUUACAGUGGUGGUGAUAGGAACCAGGGUCAGUGUAACUACAACACAAAUAUAGACAUUUUAUUUAUUUACUAUCCAGAACCACCAGUGAACCUACACAUGUUCUAAUGUAAUAUUAAUAAAAAAGAAUUUUCAUUAGCUCUAUUCGAGCUGGAUAAGUUUGGCCUGGGUAGGUAUCGUAAUUUGAAUGAUUACUAAAUUUGAAUGAUUACUUAUCCAGUACAGAUAAUAAGUAAUGUGAUACCAAAUUCUGGUAAUACCAGCACCUCUGUUUUUUGGUAAGAGGAGACAAAGUUAACUCAGGUCUUGUCACAGUUCAUUUAUGCUCAAGUUGGUCAAAAUUUGUUCAGUUAAAUAAGCCCACUUUGGUAGACGUUCUAUAUCAUUUUCAAUGGAAGUUAAUUUUGUUGAUCUUAAUGCCAAAGUGAACAGCCUGGCAUUGGUCAUGGCAUUUAAAUCCAGGCUAUCAAAGAUAAUUUGGGGAAAUUACAGAAACUGCAUCCCAUACGAAACGGUCAGUCAAAUCCCUUAAAAAACUGACAUUAUCAGCCCACCUCUGGUAAAACUAAUCAAGCUCGAAUAGGGCUUUAGAGUACAGCAACCUGCCUGUGCCUCUCCACCAUGAAUGUGUUUUAGAAAAUGCAUUUUACACCAAAAUCUUCUCAAAACUACUGUAAAUCUAUGUCUGACCAUGCACCAUUUGUGACCGUUUAAUGCAAUAACUUUGCAUGUUUUUAGAGGUAUUAAACUGUCCAGAUGUCUGGUUUCUAUCACCACCACUGUAAACAAUUCUCAGUAAAUAUCUCUAGAAUGGAAAAUAAAAACAAUCUGAAUGAUUUUGUUUACAUCUUAAUCAUUUAAUUAAGCAAAAACAUUUUAGAAAUUGCCCUUUAAAAAGGACUGACAGAUGUGUAUCUCCCACUGACCGCAAAUCCAGGACCAGAUAUUCAAGGUCCAGCUUUGAAGACCUCUGGUUUAGUUCUUUGUAAAGAGCUUUGGCCAGUUGAAUGAAGUGGCUUUAUGACUUAAGGUCAUCCUCGCCAAUGUUUAGUAAUUGCUCUGCGCUCACUCUAUACACUACACUGUACAGAGCAGUCUAUAAUGUAUAAAUGAGUACAGCUUCCACUUAAUGUUCCUAUAUCAUUUAUGUAUAUUACAACACUGUAGGUAAACUUUCUUCCAACUCUAUACUGUAUUUUGUUUUUGAUUUUUUCUUUGCCCUUUCUAAUUUUUUAAUACCUUACUGCCCAAGACUGUAAGUAAAAACAGGGCAGUGUGUAUUAUUUACUCAUCAAACGAUUUUGUACAACAUAAACAGUAGCUGUUCUGCAUGGAAACCAUGAGUCUCAACAUAAAUCGCUGUUUGUCUUAUUUAUCUUGACCUCAAAGCAGAAACACAAAUAAGUAUUACCUUCUGUAGUGGACUGUGUAAGUAUUUACUGGUUGUUUAGUGUGGCAUUCAUGCUGGAUCAGUCGGCAUAGCUCGCUCGUGGCCAGUUGCCAUAGAGACAGGCCGCUUUGAUGAACUGCUCAAAGGGUGAAAUCAUGCGAUUAGGUUGAGUUAUUUUCAUUGCAAUGACAAGGCAAGUGGCCAAUUGCCCAAAAUGAUAUCAGACUUAAGAGCGAACCUGAAAAAUUCACCCACUUGUUUAAAAUGGUUCAGACUUAAUGGAUAUUCCAGCAUUUUUCACCCUAAUCUCAAGUCUCAGGGUGGGAUCAUGAGAGGAUGGCUUUCAAAGCUGUUCUUGUGAAGCUUUAUCUCUGGAGCCAAACAGAAAUAAAACAGCUAAUCCAGUUAUUUUUCACUUUUCCUUACGGUGUUUGGUAUCCAUGCGUGAUCAGGCAGGAUCCCUUAGCGAGUGAAACCUUAUUAAAUCCAGUCAAAGUGUCUGCUGGGAUUGUAGAAGAUUAGUACAUGAUUUACCUAUUUUUAGACAUUUUUUUACUUGAUUUAAGUCAUUUUAUCUAGUGAAGGUCUUCUGUUGGCUGAUAUUGUGCUUGUUUAAUUCUACUUUUUGAAAAAGCAACAUUAUUUGACAAUGGAAUUAAAUAUUUUCACUGGAUAAAAUGAUUAAAUCCAGUAAAAAAUGUCUGAAAAUCUAUUAAGUUUAAUAUAUAUUCUUUCAACAAUCUCAAUAUGAGAAAUAUUAGAUACUUGGGCUAGAUUUAAGAUGAUUUGAAGAUAUUUUAUGCGGUGCACCUCUAACGAUAUUACCUAAACUUUAGAUUUACAGCUUUUGUAGAGCAUUUUCAUGAAUUUUUUUGAAUGAAGAAUGUUUCAAGAGGUUUUCUGUUCUUUUCUGCAGAUGCAGCAGACAGAGAUUAGACUGAAAACGCUGGAGUAUACUUUUAAUUUAUAGGGACUGUUUUUCAAUUUAUUUUAACCUGAAGACCCAAAACAUAGACACAACUGAAGACACCAACACUAUGACAUAAACUACCAAAACUCUUAAUCUAAUCAAAACUGAUCUUAUAUUUCUUUUUAUAUAUAAUCUUAGAUUUGAGAUUCUUCAAAGUAGCCAUUGUUAGUCUUGAGGACAUUCUUGAUCAUUCUGUCCUUGAGGAACCACCUCAGAUGAUUUUCUAAUAUUUGAAGAAGUCUCACAAAUUGUGAGACCUAAUUUAAUGAAAAGUAUUUUAAUAUUAAGCUGUCUUUAGAAAUAAAGCUGCCAAAAAAAGGGUUCUUUGCAUGAUGCCAAAGAAAAAACACUUUUGGUUUCACUUAAACUUUCAAGGGAUGGUUAUUUUAAAGAACCUCCACUUCAUUUAAGAUAAGAUAAAGUAAUAAGAUAAGAUAAUCCUUUAUUAGUCCCACAGUGGGGAAAUUGUCAGUGCUACAGAAGGUAGCAAUUAAUUAACCUUGAUAAUGACUUAAUGUUACAUAUUAAAGGAAAAAUGAUAAUAAAUAGAAACUCUAUUCUUCACAAAAUUAACAAUAUAAACAAUUAUAAAUAAAAUAGCAAAAAAUAUUUAUGCUGUAACCAUAUUUUACCCUAAUUGCACAUGGAUUACUGAUUUCUAUUACACAUUGGAAUGAUGAUAUUUCCAAUAUAAACAUUAUAAAUAGACAGGCAAAAGAUCUUUACACCAUAGAGCUACUUUCACAUGGAGUAUUGAUUAUAUAACACACAGGAAAUGGUGAUGAAUUCAAACUUUAAAGCUUCUUAAAAUAAACAAUAAACCAGUAAAUUAAGUGAAGUGUUUUAACCUUAAAAUGUUGAUCGUUCAAGUUUAAAACCUUUUUAAAACACGGUACCUUCUUAGGCAGCGUUUCUCAACCACUAAGAAUCCUUUGGUGGUCCAAAGGAUUGGAGAGGGGCCAGGGGUCCAGUGUGAGCCAGUGAUGGCACUUUGUCUUAAAAAAUUGACUUGCUGUAAAAACUUUACAGCUACUUUGUGAAAUUCUGUCUGAUUUCUGAUAAAAACAAACAAACAAAUAAAUAAAUACAUACAUAAAUAAGCCUAUGUUGACCUAAUUCAGUUUUCAGUGAUACACAUGGCAGAUGGUUUGGAUCUGCACGUAAGCAUAUCUGUAUUAAAAAUUCCUCCCAAAUUAAAAUUUUUAUGCAAAUUUUUUGCUGUCAAACAAAAUGUUUUGUUGUCCUGAGCCCUCACACUUUCUAGUGAUCAGUAAGCGGGCCUUGAGAACCCCUGUUCUAUGGCGUCACCCAAAGAAUCCUUUAAGAAAACCUUUUUUUUAGAGAUAUCCGCUUCUUUUUAUCAGUUUCUUUUUGUAUUAGAAACAAAUUUGAAGCACUCAGGCAAAAGCUGAAAUGAGUCUGAACUAAAAUGUCUUUAAACGACUUGUAUCAGGGUAAACUUUCUCCAUCAGAGUCUGGCUGCAGACAUGCAAACCCAGCCAGAUGCAGUCUCGGCCUUGGCACCGUUGCGUGUACGUGCGCUGUCUGCCAGUGGCAGAAGCAGCUCAGCAGCACUUUGCUGUUCGGUUGUUUCUGCUUAACCAGUCAAGCAGUGGAUGUGAGGCUGAGAAUGCAUGUCUGCAGCCAAAGCCCUGUUGUUUUUUUCCUCUCUUUUACAUCAAUGACGUAAACACAGCUGUGGUUUCAAAACACACCAUUCACUCCUCACUCCAUACAGUCCAUAUAGAGAAACAGAGUUGAAAACGGUGUGAUUUGAGUAUUUUGGUUUUGUAAUGUCAUUAAAAACAACUUUCUAAGUACUGUUUCAACCCAGGGGUCAUUUACAUAUGUCAGUCUUAAGUGGUUGUGUUUAAAUGAUUUACCACAUGAUACUAGACAACCAUUAUAAUUGGACUUCAGGGGAAAUAAUAAGGGUGAACAGCUACAUCAGUAGUGGCACUCACAAGCGGUCUUACAAUCUUCAUGAAACAGCAGUGCUUCUAGAAAACAAAGGCUGAUUUAAUUGCUUAUAAAAUAGUCUAUUUAAAAAAAGCCUUUUUUUUUACUACUUUAAAGCAGUUGUUUUCAGGGAGUUCCAGAGA
Messenger RNA from Pygocentrus nattereri (red-bellied piranha), 6317 nucleotides. RefSeq names its product stum, mechanosensory transduction mediator homolog (gene stum). The record is from RefSeq and is a predicted model, not a curated record. Bases 155 to 547 code for a protein of 130 amino acids. The transcript has 4 exons. Lineage: Eukaryota; Metazoa; Chordata; Actinopteri; Characiformes; Serrasalmidae.